CAGGUGAAUGGAAGGAUCAAAGGGAAGUGGAGACUUCUUGACGAGUGGAUGGAGUGCCAUCUUCCAAGUGUGGUCGAAGCGGUGGCGGCAGCGUGAUCCUUCAUAACAUCGAGCUGGCUCUCGGCCAGCGUCCGCGCCUUGGCCCACCGCGCCCUCGAGACAGGUGGUGGUUGCGGGGACCGGCUGCCACCGCUGGCCAUUUCAGUUCAACGAGUCAGAGGUUCUCUCCCAUUCGUUGUCGCGAGAGCCUGACGAACAAUCUCUACGCUUCUUGGUUGCUGGCGCAUCCCGGCGCUCAGAGCCGGACGGGCGACCUCGGUCGCGAAUCUGGCGGUACCGAUCAACCAUUUCCUGCAGCUUGCUUUUGACCGUGGUGAGCCUGUGGCGGAAGUUGGGGGAGUGGCGAAUGAGCUCCUGGAGGAUGACAACGUUGUAGUUUUGGCCCUGAAUGCCUCGCAUACUGCGGAUGAGGACGUCAAGAUCGUGACGCACUUCCGCAUGUAGCAUCUCCUCGUCGUCCUGCCACUGGGUCGUUGCCGACGCGGUCGGCCUGGCGCAGCUGGAUGGCGUGGCCGUUCGUCGAGUGGUAGAGGGGGUGGUGGUCUGCGGCGGUGCGGAUGGUGGCUAUUGCCAUUGGCGGCUCAUCGGUGGGUGCAGGUGGCAUCACCUCCGCCCCCGAAGGGCCGUCGUCCAGCUCUCCAAAGUCCUCGUUUGGCGAUGAACGCGUCGAUGUCAUCGACAGAGAAACGCUGCCUCGACGGUCGUGCACAGGCCUCCUGAGGAGCGGGGCCAUGCUGACGACGUGGCGCGACAGGAGGUCCCGUUGGCAGGGCAGCGGGAGACGGCGGCGUUGGGAUCGCGGCUGUUGCGGGCGUCGGAUGGGCGGUUCAGCUGGUCGAGGCCUAGCGGUCGGGGCCAAGUGCAUGGGUAGGAAAGUCGUCAGGAGGGGUUCCCUCGUUGGAACCGUGGUGGGAGUUGAACGCCAUCGUCACAAAAUUUUUGGCCCCAGAAUCAUGCCCCCCAACGUAGGAUACUUUGUGGAAUGCCAUGGGUGCACUGUGCGAAGUGUUCCGCAACAUGCAGCGAGCUAUGUUACCAGGGCGGGGAUCUGGGGACCGACUUUGUCCAGAGUUCCACGAAAGCGCACAGCAGUGUCGUAACAGCGUAGAGGCGGGGUGGGCUUUUAGAGUGAUAUGUUACAUGAUUUAGGGUAGAGCUAUAUGGUUGAGGUAAAACGAAUUCAUUAUGUUUCUAUGUAACAUUUGAAGC
Closterium sp. NIES-67 is the source of this 1269-nucleotide messenger RNA. The record is from the annotation of a GenBank genome assembly. NCBI's taxonomy places the organism in Eukaryota, Viridiplantae, Streptophyta, Zygnematophyceae, Desmidiales, Closteriaceae.